AUGCCAUCAUUCAAGGGAACACACGGCCAUAGCGAUUCCUUUCGUUGGCAGUCUCAUGCCGCCGAGGUAGACGAACACAAUAGACUAGAAGAUGUCCUCUCGCUGCUGUUUCCUUCUACAGUCCGUGUGCAGCACUCACAUCCAAUUUUCGGUCACAUGCACCCAUUGCGGCUUCUGAUGCUGUCAAAUGGGGCUCAUUUGUUGCUAAAGGGGUCCCCAUCAUCACGGACCGCUCUGCUUCGACGUGAGCGAUCGUUUCUCGAGACCGAAGCCCAGUUUCUUUCUCUUCUAGGGCAGUCUGCAAACCCUUGUAUACCGCAGCUCUAUCAUUAUGAUCCUCAUAGAAGAGUCUGGGGAUCUGCCUACUUGGUCCGACAGUAUAUGAAAGGGAAGAGUCUAUCAGAGAUGGAAGGCGAGCUCACCUCACAGCAACUAGACGAUAUCGACCGGCACUUGGGCUUCUUGGUGAGCACCAUCGGUCAACAUGCAGCCCCUGGGUUUGGGUCGUUGCAGCAAGUGGCAUUUGGCGCUGGAAGACCCUCCUGGCGAGAGGCCUUCUGUUCCCUGGUCGAAGGCGUUCUCCGCGACGCCGAGGACAUGUUCAUCCACCUUCCUUACUCGGAGAUCCGACAGGAGCUGAGUCGCUUAGCGCCUGCUCUUGAAGAUGUAUCGCUGCCACGUCUUGUGGUCGUGGACCUUGGUCGACCCUCCCACGUUUUGGUAGACGAAGAGUCUGGACAGUUGUCCGGCAUUGUGGACUUCAGCAGUGCCAUGUGGGGUGAUGUUUUGAUGGCAGAGAUAUUCGCGGAUGCAUCCCCGGCGGUCUUUGAGGGAGCAGGGAUGGCGGUGUCCAGGACAAUGGAGGAAAAUAUCCGGCUGGCUUUGUAUGCGUGCUACCGGCUGGUGUCCCAAAUCACUGUGCAAUAUUAUCGAACCCGAGAUGAGACGAGCGAAUUUGAUGCGCGGAGACGAUUGACAACCACGAUUGCGGAAAUGACGGGACUUGAGCUGGCAUAA
Messenger RNA from Penicillium psychrosexuale, 1017 nucleotides. Its product is annotated as phosphotransferase family protein. The record is from RefSeq and is a predicted model, not a curated record. The transcript is spliced from 2 exons. NCBI's taxonomy places the organism in Eukaryota, Fungi, Ascomycota, Eurotiomycetes, Eurotiales, Aspergillaceae. Bases 1 to 1017 code for a protein of 338 amino acids.